This is a messenger RNA of Gopherus flavomarginatus (Mexican gopher tortoise), 2061 nucleotides long. RefSeq names its product SRSF protein kinase 3-like. The transcript has 16 exons. Bases 87 to 1670 code for a protein of 527 amino acids. NCBI's taxonomy places the organism in Eukaryota, Metazoa, Chordata, Testudines, Testudinidae. Gene Ontology annotation, molecular function: ATP binding; protein kinase activity; protein binding. Gene Ontology annotation, biological process: protein phosphorylation; regulation of mRNA processing; spliceosomal complex assembly. The record is from RefSeq and is a predicted model, not a curated record.
CUGAAGAUUGUGCUGUGUCUGCUCCAAGUGUCAGAUCCCUGUUCCCCCUCACCUGCUCAUCCUGAGGACUGCAGCAAGCCUCUGGCAUGGAGGGGUGGGGAUGCCAGGAGGAUCCUGCAGAGUAUUGUGCAGGAGGCUACUACCCCGUGCAGAAGGGAGACACAUUCAGUGGAAGAUACCAGGUGGUGCACAAGCUGGGCUGUGGCUACUUCUCUACAGUCUGGUUGUGUCGGGACAUGGUAGAGAAGAGGCGUGUAGCUGUGAAGGUGGCCAAGGGUGGGGAGAGCUUUGCUGAGGCUGCUCAGGAUGAAAUCUCUCUCCUCCAGUGUGUGAGCAGCAUGAAGAAGAAGGACCGGGCAGGGGAGAAUAUUGUCCAUUGUUUAGAUGACUUUAAAAUGAUUGGAGCAAAUGGCUUCCAUGUGUGCUUGGUAUUUGAAUUGCUGGGUCCUUCUCUGCGAUGUCUGCUGAGGAGCCAUGGAGCCCAGGGUCUCCCCUUGCCCUUUGUGAAAAAAGCCUUACAGCAGGUACUGGCAGGGCUGCAGUUCCUGCAUACAAAUUGUCAGAUUAUCCAUACAGACAUCAAGCCAGAGAACAUCUUGCUGCAGUUGGACGAGGAGAGUCUCCAGAAGCUUUUGCAUGACACAGCUGCCUGGAACCAAAGCAUAAAUCUGGGCCUAAAGAAACCAGGAAUUCUUGCCGAUCAAUUGGAUCAUUGCAAUAUAAUGAAAAUGGGAGUGAAAAUUGCAGACCUAGGCAGCGCAUGCUGGACCUACAAGCCCCUUUCCAAAGAGAUCCAGACCCAGCCAUAUCGAGCCCUGGAAGUUCUUCUUGGGUUAGAUUACAGCACUCCUGCAGAUAUCUGGAGCACAGCCUGCCUGGCAUUUGAAAUGGUGACCGGCAAGUGCCUUUUUGAACCCCAGGCUGGGAAAUAUUUCUCCAGAGAUGAUGAUCACAUUGCACGUAUCAUUGAACUCCUGGGAAGAAUUCCUCCUAAAAUUAUUUUCUCCUGGAAACAGUCAUCAAAAUUCUUCAGCAGACAAGGUGUGUGGGCGUGGCCGGAAUCACAUGGGAGCGAGGAAGAAAUCGGAUUGGCCGGACCAUGCCGGCCACAGCCAAUAGGAGAGUGGAGCGGCUGCAGGUCGCGCGGUAGGAUGGAGGCGGAUGAGGCGUUGCUGUCGCCGCUGCGGGAGCUGGGGGUGCCUGAGGCGGCGGCGCGCCGGGCGCUGGCCUUGACUGGAAAUGUGUCCGCGGAGGCGGCGGCGCAGCUCUACUUCGGCAGCCUGGAGACGCAGGAACAGGUGGAUGGCGGCGGCUGCUACAAGAUGGUGUUUGUGGUGAACACGGAGCUCGCCAUGGGCGUCGGGAAGAUAGCAGCCCAGGUCGGACACGCAGCUGUUGGCCUGUACCAGUUAAUACAAGAAAAAUCCACUGGGAGGAAGAUGAUCUGUCAGUGGGAUGAAUAUGGUGCGAAGAAGGUUGUAGUUCAAGGAUCAAACACUGCCCACCUCAUGGAUCUGCAAGCAUUGGCUUUGAGCCUGGAGCUGCCAACGUACCUGGUGCAGGAUGCAGGGAGAACACAGGUUCCAACUGGAUCAUACACUGUCCUUGCAAUUAUCGGAGAAGAAGAAAUAGUGAAUCAGGUGACUGGGAAGCUGAGGCUGUUGAACUGAGAGCAGCACCAAAGCCUAUUAUUUUAUGCUGUACCUGACUACAUGCCGUGGAAUUUGAAAGCAAUCUAUAUGCAAUGUGGAGAAAGAAGCACCUGUUAACAGCAUCUCAGAUCCUUCAGAGUCAUGGGAACCAGACAGCUACUCUCUUUUCUGCCUGCUGAAGCUGCAGGGGAGCCUGGUACUAGGGUGAGGAGGCAGCACUUUUCCUUUCAUUUGAGGAAGUCUGUCUUGCUAGACCAGGACUGUGAGAGGUAGUAUUGCUGAUCUACUGCAGGUGGAUUAGAGAGACUGCUGCACAUUUCUACCUCUAGCUUCCCUAGAAAUUGUCUUGAAAAAUAAGGCUUGUAUUUUCUGAAACAUGCUUAUGAACAAGAUGAAAUUCUGACAGAUA